AUGGAGCGCCACUCGGCCCGCCCUGCGCUGCUGUUCCUCCUCUUCCUCCUCCUCCUCGCCGCCCGGGAGUCCCGGCCCCUUCCCUGGAAGGCACGGCAAGAUCCCAAGAGCCUGCCCGCCUACAUGCUGGAGCUGUACAAGGCGGUCACCGGGAGGGUGUCCCGGGCGAUCUCCGACCCCGAGCGCAGCGCCGUGCUCCAAGCCGACCAAGUGGUCAGUCUGCCGGCCAGAGGUUGGAAUUACAGUGGGGACAGUUGGAUCAUUGACUUUGACAUGACUUCCAUCGCUGAGCAUGACUUUGUGCAUUUUGCAGAGCUCAGGAUCCGAAUGCACCCAAUCUCUACUUGUCCAAACACCACCAUCUUCAUCAACCACAUCCACAGCUACAAAUGCCAGGGCAACAGGACCUGCCACAGUUGCUCACCCCUUGGCUCCUUCACCGUAAACCCUCCCACUGCCAGUUCCAGUUGGCAGGUCUUCGAUCUCACUGGUUUACUGAACAGAUGGCUGAGCCGGGGCGCUCCACUCCGGGAGUCUGAGAAGCCCGGGAUCCAGGAUGUUCACCGAUUUCCUCCCGGAGAGCACCAGCAAAGCCAGUGCCAGCCGGGCAAGUUGGCCAAACUGGCAAGGGCGGGCACCCGUGCCAAGCCCCCUCAUCGGAGAUCCGAGCAGAUCAUGAUGGUCGUUUUCUUCAAGAGGAGCAGGGCAGAGGUGGGUGGAAUCCCCUCCACACUCCUCAGGACUGUGGAGCGCUCCAAGUUCCAACGGGCUGGUGAGCUGGGGAACGCCAAGAGGCAGAAGAGGAACCGGAAGGAGAGGCUGAACAUGGGGAACAGCACGUCACUGAGAGACCGGUCACUGUGUCGGCGGAUGGACAUGGAGGUGAACUUUGACCGGAUUGGCUGGGGGGGCUGGGUCAUACACCCCAAAUCCUUCAACGCCUACAGGUGUGGGGGAGAGUGCCCCUCACCUCUGGAUGAAACCUUCAUGCCAACCAACCACGCUUACAUGCAGAGUUUGCUGAAAUCCUUCCACCCAGAACGUGUUCCCUGCACAUCCUGUGUGCCCGUUAAGAUGAGCCCUCUCUCCAUGUUAUACUACAAGAAUUGGGAUGUGGUUCUGAGUCAUCACAUGGACAUGAUUGUGGAGGAGUGUGGGUGUCACUGAUCUGU
Messenger RNA from Hemiscyllium ocellatum (epaulette shark), 1172 nucleotides. RefSeq names its product nodal homolog. Gene Ontology annotation, biological process: SMAD protein signal transduction; BMP signaling pathway. Gene Ontology annotation, molecular function: type I activin receptor binding; growth factor activity; cytokine activity. The record is from RefSeq and is a predicted model, not a curated record. NCBI's taxonomy places the organism in Eukaryota, Metazoa, Chordata, Chondrichthyes, Orectolobiformes, Hemiscylliidae. Bases 1 to 1167 code for a protein of 388 amino acids. Gene Ontology annotation, cellular component: extracellular region. The transcript is spliced from 3 exons.